AACUAAAAAAUGAACCAGUGAAAAUCUGUUUCUCAAAGAAAAUCAUGACUUUGAGCAUUUUCUAUUAUUGAAACCCAAUUUUAAUGAAUUCAGUGUUAAAUUCCAUAGUUACGAGUAUCCAUUCACACAUUGAAUGAUUGAUACCAUUAUUUUUCGUUGUAAUAAUGCAAUCGUAAACACGUAAAUUGGUGCUUGAAUCAUAUGAUGCAGUCAAUUGAGUGAUUUGAGAAGACGAGAAGUUAGACGAAUGGGCGGAGUUUAGUUAAUUUUUGUCUUCAGCAUUCCUAAUCAUCAGAAGUGAAUUUUGUUGUGACUGGUGUGAGUCACGGUGACGAGACAAUUGUCAUUAGAGAACAGAGGGUGACUUAGUGAAGGCUGUUUUACUCCUAGAAUCUGCAGUAGUCGGCGUCGUCAGAUAACUUUCGCGAGGUGAAUACUCAAACAAUUGGUAAUUACUGAGAAUGGCCAAUUGUUCCAGCAACGGAGAGGACGCGGAGAUGGUGGAAAUUGGUAUGGAUGGAGAUGAUGUUGAUGAGGAGGAGUCAGAUGGUGUCACUGUACCAGAGCUACAGGGAACGAUGUCCAAAUGGACAAAUUACAUACAUGGGUGGCAGAUACGUUUCAUUGUUUUGAAAGAUGGCACGUUGUCCUAUUAUAAGUCGGAGCAGGACAGUGGCUUUGGCUGUCGCGGCUCGAUCAGUCUUUAUAAAGCUGAUAUUAAGGGUCAUGAGUUUGACGAGUGUCGUUUUGACGUAUCGGUGAAUGAUUGUCUGGUAUGGUAUCUCAGAGCGAAUUCUCCGGAGGAGAAGCAACGUUGGGUUGAUGUAUUAAAAUCGUACAAAGCUGAAUCAGGAUAUGGGAGUGAGAACAGUUUAAAACGUCAUGGAAGUACAGUCUCCCUGAUAUCGAAUACUCAGUCCACAACGAGUGGUGGAAGUUUCAGCAAACGCAUCUCACGAAGUUUGAAGGAAAAGUUGAAUGAACUGGAGACAUUUAAAGACAUCCUGAGCCAGCAAGUUGAUACACUCCAAAAAUAUUUUGAUAAUUGCGCCGAAAAUGCCAAAAAUUCGGGAAAAACAGAUAAAACCGAUUUGUUCGAUCCAGCUCUGCAGUCUGUGGAUUUUAAGGGCGAGGCUAUCACGUUCCAGGCGACCAGCGAGGGUGUGCUAGCGACCCUCCAACACUGCGUGGAGUUGAUGAAUCAACGUGAGGACGCGUGGCGGAGGAAAUUGGAGAAGGAGACAGAGAAGAAACGUAAGAUGCAGGAGUUGUAUAGGGCAUUGAAGGAGCAGAUGAAUGUGCAGAAAGGGGAUACUACCAGGCCCAGGGUGGUUAUUCAUGGUGGCCCUGAUUAUGAGGAAGGUCCGCAUAGUGCUCUGUGCGACGAAGAGUUCUACGAUGCUGUUGAGACGGGACUGGAUAAGCUUGAUGAGGAUAAUCAAUUGCGAGAUCGUUUAAAGAAAAAAUCAGUUUCCGUCGCAUUGAGUCCAGUGACGGAAGCUAAAAGUCAUAAAUUGUGGCCUGAGAUCGAAAAAGUCACUCUCGAACAACUGCACUAUGCUCGUUUGGGUGUGGGCGGUGCAGGUGGCUGGCAAUUAUUUGCCGAGGAUGGUGAGAUGAAGAUGUACAGGCGCGAGGAGGAAGCAGAUGGUCUUGUAGUGGACCCGCUGAAAGCUUGCCACAUGGUGAAGGGUGUAACAGCACGAGAAGUCUGCGAAAUCUUUUUCAGUCCCGAGUACAGGAGCGGCUGGGAGGCUACCCUUGAGGACAUGACUGUUGUCGAGACAAUUGCUAGUGAUACAUUAGUCUUUCUGCAGACGCACAAAAGAAUUUGGCCGGCUAGCCAGCGGGACGCACUAUUCUGGUCUCAUAUACGAAGUGUAGCUGAUAGUGAGGAUCAGGAUGCCGCUGAUUUGUGGAUUGUUUGUAAUCAUAGUACGGAGCAUCCCCAAUAUCCGCCAAAUUCUGGAAAAUGUGUGAGAGUUUACCUGACAGUCUGUCUGGUUUGCCAAACAUUCAUUGAUCCACCAAAAGAUCCGAAGAACAUACGCCGAGAAGAUCUGACGUGUAAAAUUACCUACUGCUCUGUUGUGAAUCCUGGUGGUUGGGCACCAGCUACAGUCCUCCGUGCUAUCUACAAGCGUGAGUAUCCGAAAUUCUUGAAACGCUUCACCAGUUUCUGCAUUGAUCAAUGCAAAGACAAACCAAUUAUGUUUUAAUGAAAAACAUUAAGCUACAUUAUUUCGUAUUUUUUCAUCGUUCCUUCGAUUAAUCAGCAUUAUACUUUAAUCUGCAAUUUUUACUGAUCUGUCGCUAUAUAAGUGUAAAUUUUAUCACAAAAUUGGUGAAUGCGAAAGACGAAACUUGUACAAAAUGAACAAGAAAAAGAGUAAAUAACAAUGAAGAUAAAAAUUCAUUGAGGAUCAUUAUCCAUUGUUACAUUCUGCCAAUUACAAUUAUAUUCGCCUCUGUAUAAUACUGGAGACAAAAAAAUACAAUUUAUAUUGUUACUUUUAUUUAUACAAUGAAAAAAACUGUGGAAAGAGGAUUGUGUAAAAUUGUGAGCAAAUAAUGAAUGAAACCUAAUAAAGACUGUUCUAGAUUUA
This is a messenger RNA of Diachasmimorpha longicaudata, 2606 nucleotides long. It is a transcript of the gene cert, whose product is annotated as ceramide transfer protein. The transcript is spliced from 7 exons. Gene Ontology annotation, molecular function: lipid binding. Lineage: Eukaryota; Metazoa; Arthropoda; Insecta; Hymenoptera; Braconidae. Gene Ontology annotation, biological process: ER to Golgi ceramide transport. The record is from RefSeq and is a predicted model, not a curated record. The coding region runs from base 462 to 2219 and encodes 585 amino acids.